Messenger RNA from Zerene cesonia (dogface butterfly), 578 nucleotides. RefSeq lists its product as uncharacterized. Gene Ontology annotation, biological process: sensory perception of smell. NCBI's taxonomy places the organism in Eukaryota, Metazoa, Arthropoda, Insecta, Lepidoptera, Pieridae. Bases 1 to 576 code for a protein of 191 amino acids. The record is from RefSeq and is a predicted model, not a curated record. Gene Ontology annotation, molecular function: odorant binding. The transcript is spliced from 3 exons.
AUGUCUGAUGAGGGUCAAAAAAUAGAACCAUUAGAAAAGACGCAGGUUAUUGGCGUUCAUACAGUUCAAAAUAUUAAAAUUAACAAAGAUACCAUUAUCACUCGGAAUAUGAAAUUGGAAGCAAAAGAACGAAAAACAGCCCUAAGAGACGACACAAAUAAAGACCCGGACUGGUCGUACCAAUCAAUUCCAAAAGACGUGGCGAAACACGCACAAGAUUUUAAACGCAAUAUGUCAGAAUGCUUAAAAGAAGUACAGGCCAAAGACAAUAGACCAAUAAAACGAUUAUCACCAAAAACCGAGUCGCCGAUACACGGCGAAUGCCUCAUUGCGUGUGUAUUAAAACGGAAUGGCGUUAUAGAAAAUGGAAAAGUUCACAAAGAUAAUCUUAUCGUCCUAGUCAGUAAAUUCUACGCGAAAGAAGAUAAACUUAUAAAGAAACUUGAAAAGGGCGUGGAUCACUGCAUCAACUCCAGUAUAAAAAGUAAAGACGAAUGUUCCUUAGCAUCGCAAUUAAACGAAUGUACCAAUAAUAUCAUGGCAACUAACAAGCAUAAAUUUACUGUUGAUAUUUGAGC